GAUCCAUUUGAUUACAUGAACAUUGGAAGAGGCUUAUCUGAAGUACCCAGUCACCUGAAAGGUGUUCAGCAGAAACACAAGGAGAUCCUUCGGGUACAAACUGAAACAUUGAGAGUGAACACUAUCCUAAUAAAGGAGAAGAUUAAGAUUUUCCAGCUGGUUGAUCGAUACGCUGAGCUAACGAUCAUUUCUAAUGUUCGAGAUCGGACACUUGUAGAACAUGAACUGCUGGCAAGAGGCCGGGACCAUGAAGAGUGGAGAGAGAAACAUCUCCGGAGAGAACUGGAAAAAAUCCGAACUGAUCAAUUAUUCCAGAGCAGUUUUUCCCUGAGAAAAUCUGAAUCUGGGAGCUCCACAGCAGUGAGUGGAGUCCCAGGGAUUGGAAAAACAACAAUGGUACAAAGGAUUGUUUAUGACUGGGCCACUGGGAAAAUAUUUCCAGACUUUCAAUUUGUUUUCAGUUUUAAAUUCCGGGAUUUGAACAAUAUUAACAGUAGAAUAAAUUUGAGGAAUUUGAUCCUGGAUCAGUAUCCUUACUUUGGGAAUGUUCUGGGAGAGCUCUGGAAGAACCCAGAGGGAUUGCUGUUUAUAUUCGAUGGUUUGGAUGAAUUCAAGGACAGUAUUGAUUUUGCUGAUAAUCAGAGAAAUACAGAACCUCAGUUCAUGUGCACAGACCCUGAAUGCUGGUGUGAAGUGUCUGACAUUGUGUCCAGUUUAAUACAGCACAAGCUGCUCCCAGGAUGUUCAGUGCUAGUGACCAGCCGCCCCACUGCAUUACAUUUAUUGGAAAAGGCUGAGAUCAGUGUCUGGGCUGAAAUCCUGGGAUUUGUUGGUGAUGAACGGAAGGAAUAUUUCAACAAGUUUUUUGAAGAUCAGACGGUGGCAGCAGCUGUUUUCAAACACGUGGAGGGGAACGAGAUCUUGUACACCAUGUGCUACAACCCUUCCUACUGCUGCAUCCUUGGUCUGUCACUGGGUCCUUUCUUUACACAAAGAGACAGGAAACAGCAGCAAGUUCCCAGGACCAUCACCCAACUGUAUUCCUACUAUAUUUACAACAUUCUGAAAAACCAUGGCCGAGAGAUUGAAAGCCCCCGUGAUGUGUUCCUGAAGCUUGGUGAGAUGGCCUUCACAGGAGUCUCUGAGAAGAAGAUUGUGUUUAGAAAUGGAGAUUUGAUCAAGUACAAUCUCCAACCUUCCCAGUUCCUGUCUGGGUUCCUGAUGGAACUUUUGGAGAGAGAUGAUUCUACCCAGAAUGUGGUUUACACGUUCCCACACCUCACCAUCCAAGAGUUUGUAGCUGCACUCGCACAAUUCCUGACUCCCAAUCCCAAGGACAUCCAGAAACUGCUCAGUGAAGCAGACAGUGAAAAAGAUGGGAGAUUUGAGAUAAUUCUCCGUUUUGUUGCUGGUCUCUCCUCCCCACAGUCAGCUUGGCCCCUGGAGGAGUUUCUGAGUCCAUUUCUUCAUCAAACAACCUGUCGAGUGAUUGACUGGGUGAAGGAGAAGGUUAAAGGUCAGAUUGGAAACACAGCAACUGAAACUGGUAAAAGGAGCCUCCUGAAUACAUUCCACUACCUGUUUGAGUCUCAGAAUAAAGCACUGGCUCAGGCCACAUUGGGAGCUGUGGAAACACUUGCAUUUAGUGGAUUGAGACUGACCCCGAUUGACUGUGUGGUCCUGUCUCAUGUCCUUGGACUCUGUGAUACAAUAAAAUGCCUCGAUCUAAACCAGUGCAACAUUCAGUGUGAAGGACUCCAGUGGCUGGAAAACAUUCUGUACAAAUGCCAGAAGUUGAGACUGAGUUCUAUUAAUCUGGGAGAUUCAGGAGUGAAACUACUGUCUGCGGCCCUGAGGAAUCCAGGCUGUAAAAUACAGGAACUGGACCUGUUUGGUAACAAUCUCACAGGUUCUUGUGCCGAGGAUCUCAACUUUGCUCUCAGUACAAACCGGUCUCUGACGGAUCUGAACCUUGGACUUAAUAAACUGGGAGAUUCAGGGGUGAAACUAUUGUCUGAGGCUCUGAGGGAUCCGGACUGUAAAAUACAGAAACUGUGGUAA
Messenger RNA from Carcharodon carcharias (great white shark), 2061 nucleotides. RefSeq names its product NACHT, LRR and PYD domains-containing protein 3-like. NCBI's taxonomy places the organism in Eukaryota, Metazoa, Chordata, Chondrichthyes, Lamniformes, Lamnidae. Gene Ontology annotation, molecular function: protein binding. The record is from RefSeq and is a predicted model, not a curated record. Bases 16 to 2061 code for a protein of 681 amino acids. Gene Ontology annotation, cellular component: cytoplasm. The transcript has 4 exons.